GUCAAUCCAUACAACUUGUCUCUGACCGUGAGUAAGACCUUUUGCAGAUCAGGGCCAUCAAUCGAAUCUUCGCAAUUUGUCUCAAUGUCUGUGUGUCUGUCGCAUCAGCUGACCCAAUUGUCAUUUUCUUCCGACUCGAUCAGAUGCCUCGUAUUCCCGUCAGGACUACACCCUAUCACACUCUGCCGCGGUGCACGAGACAUUACAAGUCGAAACGUGAUCUGAUCCUUCGAGCACUCGGCAAAGCAUCAUUCAUCAAUGGAUCUCAAUUCGUCAUUGCUUGGAUAUCACCCAAGGGCGAAGUCGAUGUCUAUGCGUCUGAAUUACUCCAAACAUCCGUCUCCAACAAGGAGGGCGGUAUCCUGUGUCGUAAAGAGCUCGAUCGUGAAGCGACGAGGGUCAAAGGGGAGAUGGGUCGUCGAUGGGAGGACAUUCGUCGUUUAGAAGAAAGCGGUGAAGCCCCCAGUAUGGAAGACGACGAGGCCCAAGAUGAAACCUUUGAAGAGGACGAUAUGGACGUGGACCCAGAUAGGACCAUGGUCGACGAUGAUGAUUCGAUGAAGAAGACUCUCCAAGGGUUGGGAUUGACCGCACCGCGACCCAACACGCCUGCGUCCUCGAUGCACACCCUCACAUUAGCUCCAGACGCGACCGAGAACUAUUACACGUCUCGUUUUGCAGCUCUUCAACAGGCGACUUGUAAACUCGUGGUCAAGGCUUGGAUCAAGGUCAUCGAGCCUAAAAAGCAGAUGAAAUUCCCGUACAACAAGGGCGAGGAGCUCAAACCGCUUUGGUGGCCUGAGGGAGUUCGACAUCGCGAACCGGAUCAUUUGAGCAAGACUGAACGUCUCACGCUGUUGACCAGUAUUGUGCGGUCGCCAUUGGUCACUGUCUCCCGACUCGAACUCUCCACCGCUGAAGCUGCUGCCUUUAUCUCACGGCCUAGGCUUGCGGUCCUCCGAGAAGUUUACCUCGUAGCGAAGGAGGAAGAGAGAAAGAGGAAAGAGGGUGACUUAUCACCGGAUCUGGUCGUACAACUGCCCAACAUUCCCAUCUCCCCAUCGGACGUAUCUCCAGAAGCUAGCUCUGAAAAGCGAAGUCACGCUCAAUUCGAAGCGAGCAUAUCAAUGGCCGAUAAAGAGAACGUCCCUUCAGUCGUCCACCAAAAACGACUCAAAACCCAACCCUUGCCUCGACUGGCCCCACUUGUCGCGUCACAAUCCAAUACUAGCUUCUUUGAACAGCCUGCAUUCUACGCUCAGAACGUUCAACCCUAUCUCUCACCGUAUCCUUCCGAGUUUGGCUAUGCUGGAUCCGAUUAUGGACGAUCACCGAAUCCAGAAAUGGGCAUGAUUGAUCGAUCAACUUACCCCUCUCAUCCUGGUCAUCUCGCACCGCUCUUGAAUCACUCCCAUACACAUUCUCCUGUCGACUCUCCAGCCUUCCCUCAGAGCGCAACAUUGGCGCCACCAAAUUCUGCUUCUGCGUUCUACACGCGAGGCAGCAAUGGACCGAGUUAUAUGCAACAACAGCAGGUUGAGUACCUGCAAAGUCAUGCCCCAGGAUACGACUAUGGUUCACCGUAUUUGGCGGACAAUGCGUGGGAGGGAAGCUUUGCUCAACCAGUCUAGACAUACAUGCUGUUGUACAUAA
This is a messenger RNA of Kockovaella imperatae, 1653 nucleotides long. RefSeq lists its product as hypothetical. The record is from RefSeq and is a predicted model, not a curated record. Gene Ontology annotation, molecular function: DNA-binding transcription factor activity. NCBI's taxonomy places the organism in Eukaryota, Fungi, Basidiomycota, Tremellomycetes, Tremellales, Cuniculitremaceae. The transcript has a single exon. Bases 144 to 1631 code for a protein of 495 amino acids. Gene Ontology annotation, cellular component: nucleus.